UUUAAAAAAGAACUGUCGAUCGGCGAUUCAACUGGAUGUGGCACCUCUCGGCGGCUUCACGGCUGCUUUUCAUUCCCUCAACUCCGCGUGGACACGUCCAAGGUGUCUUUCUUUCCAGGCUAGCCAUUGAACCAAUGUCAGCCAUAUUACCACCCGCCGUCCUGGAGUGGAUAGAAGGGACUAGCAUCGAUCCACAAUCUCAAGAUCUCAUCUCAACCGCCAGUCAGAUAUACCUGGCCAUCCUCUCAGCUGUGUGCUUCAUCGCUUCUUAUAUUGCGGGAUCGGUCCUCUUGUCCAUUGAGAUCUUUGGCGCAGGGCUUCUGCUCCUUGUACUGUUGGUAUCUCCACCGUGGUCGUUUCUCAAACGACACCCUGUGAAGUUUCUGCCGGCGAGGACCAAGUCAUAGGACCUCGCUAUCUAUCCGCUGUCAUUGUACCAUCCAUUGUUGUAUGCAUAUAGAGCCUGUCGCG
Molecule: messenger RNA, 471 nt
Organism: Kockovaella imperatae
Lineage: Eukaryota; Fungi; Basidiomycota; Tremellomycetes; Tremellales; Cuniculitremaceae
Exons: 4
Coding region: 36-407 (123 amino acids)
Biological process (GO): protein targeting to ER
Cellular component (GO): endoplasmic reticulum membrane; signal peptidase complex
Source: RefSeq, a predicted model, not a curated record